AUGUUUGUGGGGAGCCCUGGAAGUAACGGCAGCGGCCACUCCAUCCGCCUGGGGACCAACGAGGAUACGUCGCAGCACAUGCCUGUGCUCUUCCCCACCUAUGCCCAGCAGCAGCAGCAGCAGCAGCAGCAGCAGCAACAGUCGCAGCCGCAAGAGCGUGUAGUACCUGACGCGCGACGGGGAGCGCCGCAACCGGCGGCGCCGAUGCGGCCGGCGGCGCAGGUGAAGAUGAGGCUGGGCACCAACGAGGACUUAUCGCAGUACAUGCCGCCCAUCCACCGCGCCUCCGCCGGUCCCGCUGCGCCUCAAGCCAGCCCUUUCGGCGCGGCGGACGUGGCGUCCAUGCUGGGGGCGCGCGUCGACGCCAUGACGGUGUCGCCGGGGGGGCCGCCCAGGCGGACCAGCUUCGAGGCCAGCCCCAAUGCGAGCCGCGACGCGUUGGCGGCGGUGGAGCGCUCGCAGUCGCACGACAGUCGCGGAAUCGCGGCCGGCCCGCGCGGCAGCGCGCCAAUGGCGGGUGGCAGCCCGCGGAAGGACGGGUUGGCGCCUGGGAUGGCGGGUUCCCCAUCGUACGGCGCGCGGCCCUUCCCCGAAAGAGGCGUCGGGGUGCGCUUGCCCACCCUCCACCGCCUCCAUCCCCUCUCCCCCUUAAUCGCUCCGUUUCUUACGCUGGCUUGCUCCCCCCCCCCCCUUGUCUCCUCUUCUUCUCUCUUCAGUGUGCUCUUCUCUCGUCGUCCCUCCCCCGACCCUUCCUUCUCGAGCAGUUCCCUGCGUGCUCUGCGCGCUGCCGUCGCAUCCCCCAAUGCUGCCCCCUCUCCACCCGCUCCCGCCCUCUCCUUCCACCUCCAGUUUCCAUCCGCCGCCGGCUCUCAGGGCAUGCGCGCCGCGCCGUACGCGGCGCGUUCCGCUCAGACCAGCAGCCCGCCAGGCGCACACGUGGCCGCGGCGAGGGGGUCGGGCGGGGGAAUGGGGUCGGGCGGGGGGACGGGGUGGGGCGCGGGGAGGCAGCAGCAGGCGCCGAUGCCGCUACCGGGGCGGCAGGCGUCGGGGGGGGCGGGGGGCGCGUCGUGGGACAACAUGGGCGUCAACAUGAGCAUGGGGUCGAACGCGGGCCUCAGUUCCUCGUGGAGCGACUUCGACACGCGCUCCAUCGGCAGCGCGGGGGGCAGCAGCGCGCGCCUCACGGAGGGCGGGGGGGGCGCGGAGUGCCGGCAGUUCACGUUGGCGCAGCUGGCGGCCGCCACUGACAACUUCAGCGACGCCAACCUGCUGGGCCGCGGCGCCUUCGGCAUGGUCAGCCCGCACUGCCCCUCAACGCCGCCUCCCCCCCCGCAUUGCCGCCUCCCCCCCCGCAUUGCCCCUCAACGCCGCCCCCCCCCCCCGCAAUGCCACCUCCCCCCCCCGCAUUGCCGCCUCCCCCCCCCCCCGCAUUGCCACCUUCCCCCCCGCAUUGCCCCUCAACGCCGCCUCCCCUCCCCCUUCCAACCUUUUCUCCUAUCAUCCCGUUUCGUCCCUACCCCCUUCUUCCCCCUUCCUCCUCUCCUUCCCCCUGCCCUGCCCGCCCUUCCCCGCCGGCCUCUCUUGGCUCCCCCUCCCCCUGCCAAGCUUGGCUCCCCCUCCCCCUGCCAAGCUUGGCUCCCCCUCCCCCUGCCAAGCUUGGCUCCCCCUCCCCCUGCCAAGCUUGGCUCCCCCUCCCCCUGCCAAGCUUGGCUCCCCCUCCCCCUGCCAAGCUUGGCUCCCCCUCCCCCUGCCAAGCUUGGCUCCCCCUCCCCCUGCCAAGCUUGGCUCCCCCUCCCCCUGCCAAGCUUGGCUCCCCCUCCCCCUACCAAGCUUGGCUCCCCCUCCCCCUGCCAAGCUUGGCUCCCCCUCCCCCUGCCAAGCUUGGCUCCCCCUCCCCCUACCAAGCUUGGCUCCCCCUCCCCCUGCCAAGCUUGGCUCCCCUCCCCCUGCCAAGCUUGGCUCCCCCUCCCCCUGCCAAGCUUGGCUCCCCCUCCCCCUGCCAAGCUUGGCUCCCCCCUCCCCCUGCCAAGCUUGGCUCCCCCUCCCCCUGCCAAGCUUGGCUCCCCCUCCCCCUGCCAAGCUUGGCUCCCCCUCCCCCUGCCAAGCUUGGCUCCCCCUCCCCCUGCCAAGCUUGGCUCCCCCUCCCCCUGCCAAGCUUGGCUCCCCCUCCCCCUGCCAAGCUUGGCUCCCCCUCCCCCUGCCAAGCUUGGCUCCCCCUCCCCCUACCAAGCUUGGCUCCCCCUCCCCCUGCCAAGCUUGGCUCCCCCUCCCCCUGCCAAGCUUGGCUCCCCCUCCCCCUGCCAAGCUUGGCUCCCCCUCCCCCUGCCAAGCUUGGCUCCCCCUCCCCCUGCCAAGCUUGGCUCCCCCUCCCCCUGCCAAGCUUGGCUCCCCCUCCCCCUGCCAAGCUUGGCUCCCCCUCCCCCUGCCAAGCUUGGCUCCCCCUCCCCCUGCCAAGCUUGGCUCCCCCUCCCCCUGCCAAGCUUGGCUCCCCCUCCCCCUACCAAGCUUGGCUCCCCCUCCCCCUGCCAAGCUUGGCUCCCCCUCCCCCUGCCAAGCUUGGCUCCCCCUCCCCCUGCCAAGCUUGGCUCCCCCUCCCCCUGCCAAGCUUGGCUCCCCCUCCCCCUGCCAAGCUUGGCUCCCCCUCCCCCUGCCAAGCUUGGCUCCCCCUCCCCCUGCCAAGCUUGGCUCCCCCUCCCCCUGCCAAGCUUGGCUCCCCCUCCCCCUGCCGAGCUUGGCUCCCCCUCCCCCUGCCAAGCUUGGCUCCCCCUCCCCCUGCCAAGCUUGGCUCCCCCUCCCCCUACCAAGCUUGGCUCCCCCUCCCCCUGCCAAGCUUGGCUCCCCCUCCCCCUGCCAAGCUUGGCUCCCCCUCCCCCUGCCAAGCUUGGCUCCCCCUCCCCCUGCCAAGCUUGGCUCCCCCUCCCCCUGCCAAGCUUGGCUCCCCCUCCCCCUGCCAAGCUUGGCUCCCCCUCCCCCUGCCAAGCUUGGCUCCCCCUCCCCCUGCCAAGCUUGGCUCCCCCUCCCCCUGCCAAGCUUGGCUCCCCCUCCCCCUGCCAAGCUUGGCUCCCCCUCCCCCUGCCAAGCUUGGCUCCCCCUCCCCCUACCAAGCUUGGCUCCCCCUCCCCCUGCCAAGCUUGGCUCCCCCUCCCCCUGCCAAGCUUGGCUCCCCCUCCCCCUGCCAAGCUUGGCUCCCCCUCCCCCUGCCAAGCUUGGCUCCCCCUCCCCCUACCAAGCUUGGCUCCCCCUCCCCCUGCCAAGCUUGGCUCCCCCUCCCCCUGCCAAGCUUGGCUCCCCCUCCCCCUGCCAAGCUUGGCUCCCCCUCCCCCUGCCAAGCCUAACCCGACCCCGUCCACUCCCCCUCCUAAUACCAGCACGGACAGUCCUGUUCAGUCGGCGCGAGUUUACCUUCCCGAUGUCGACCACGAGGUGUUCAAGCAUUUCCGCCGCAUAAAGGUGGACGAGGGGAAAUCGCAGCAAUACGAAUGCAGGUACUGCUGCAAUGUCUUUUCUGGCGCCGCCACCCGCUGCGCGCAGCACUUGGCGAGUUGGAGGAAGAUGAGGCGCCGCGAAGUGGCGCUAUGCAAGGAAGCCCCCUCUGAAGUACGGGCUGCCAUCCGGAAGAAGUAUGAGGCUAAGGCUGCAGCGGCGGAUCAGCGCCGCCAGGCGACAUCGGAUGCCAUUGCGUCGGUCACCAGCGGCGGAAAGAGGAGCCGCAUUACUGACUACUUGGAGACGGAUGCGGCAGCUGCGAAGCGCGAUGCACACGAGGCGUUGGCGCUGAUGUUCGCGGCGUGUCGAAUCCCGGAGCGCGUGGCGGCGCACCCUCUCUUCAUCAACGCCGUUUGUGCCAUUAGUGACUCCGGCACAGGAUACGUCCCCCCGACGAGGACGUUCAUCGGCGGGGCGGGCUUGCGACUCUGUUGCGAGAACAUUGACAGAGGGCUUUCUGGAGUGAAGGCGAGCUGGAAGCGGACCGGCGUGACAAUUUCUUCUGAUAUGAUGACUGAUAAGAACGGUCGCCCCCAGGCGAACGUGUUUCUCGUCAACGAGAGCGGUGCGGUGUUCAAGGACAGCGUGAACUGUCGCAUGGAGACCAAAACUGGCGGUUAUGUCGCCAGCAUCCUCAGGCCCGUGGUGGAGGAGGUCGGUCCCGAUAACGUGGUGGCGUUCUGCACGGACGGUGGGUCCAACUACGCGAUGGCGUGCAACGAGCUGAUCGCGGAAUGGCCGCACAUUCAACACGUGCCAUGCGCCACCCACGUGUUGGACCUCUUCAUGGAGGACGUCGGCAAGAUGACGUGGGCCAAGAAGGUGGUGGACACUGCGGGCGAGAUCAGCUCCUUCGUCCGCAACCACCACUGGACAAGGGGAUACUUGAGGACCCUCGGACUGGUGGGUGCAAAGAUGCUGCAGGCGCUGAAACCGGCUGGAACCAGUUUCGGGACACAGUACAUUGUUGUGUCCCGUCUCUGUGAGCUGCGGCAGUCGCUUGCACAGGUGGUGGUGUCUGAUGUGUGGAAGGGUUGGGCAGUUGGGGAUAGGAAGAAGUCUGCGGAUAAGUUUGCGUCACAAGUUCUUGAUGACGCGUGGUGGCGAACGGCGGAGUUUUUCUCCAAGCUGAUGAAGCUCUCGUUCAUGGCAAUGCGCAAGACCGAUGGGGAUGCCAAGGGGAUGAUGGGCCGGAUGUAUGAUGUGAUGCUGCAGUUGACCAAGGAUGUGGGGACAGUGGUGGAGGAGGAUGAGGAGCAGCUGAGCUACUCCGACAAAGUGAACAUCCGCCGCCUGCUGAAGAACAGGUGGGACGACAGCCUGGCCUGCCCCAUGCACGUUGCGGGCAGAAUUCUCAACCCGAAGAACCAGGAUGAAGACAUCUUCGGCUCAGACGCGGAGUGCACUAGGGUAUUCAAAACGUACAUCACUCAGCACGCCGAGCACCUGUGCAAUUACGGGAAGGAGGGGGAUGAUGGGGAUGACAUUGGCGAGGUUUUGAUGGAACUGCACGACGGGGUGAGGGCAUUUCUGGAUAUGAAGGGAAGCUUCGCGAUGGGGGAUGCAAUUGCUCAGAGGAACUUGGUCAAGCAAGGCAAGUAUGACAUGGUAAAGUGGUGGCAGUGGCACAGCAUUGACGCAUCAAAGCUGGCAACCCUAGCCAUCAGGACUCUCUCUCAGCCCGUGUCGGCUUCACCAUGUGAGAGGGGAUGGUCAACGUGGGAUGGGGUGCACACGGCCCGCCGGAACCGGCUUGGCUCUGCCAAGUGCCGGGAUUUGGUUUUUGUUGCGCACAACUGGAGCAUUGUGCGCAACUGGCAUUCCCGUGCAGAUGUCAUGCCGGGUGUGGUGCUCGGGAACAUCCCGGAGCCUCCCGUGCCCGAGGGCUACAAUGUGAUGGAGGGGGACGAGGAGGAGGAGGAGGGGGAAGACGACAUUUUGGAGGAUGAGUAUGCCUUGGCUCCCCCUCCCCCUGCCAAGCUUGGCUCCCCCUCCCCCUGCCAAGCUUGGCUCCCCCUCCCCCUGCCAAGCUUGGCUCCCCCUCCCCCUGCCAAGCUUGGCUCCCCCUCCCCCUGCCAAGCUUGGCUCCCCCUCCCCCUGCCAAGCUUGGCUCCCCCUCCCCCUGCCAAGCUUGGCUCCCCCUCCCUCUGCCAAGCUUGGCUCCCCCUCCCCCUGCCAAGCUUGGUUCCCCCUCCCCCUGCCAAGCUUGGCUCCCCCUCCCCCUGCCAAGCUUGGCUCCCCCUCCCCCUGCCAAGCUUGGCUCCCCCUCCCUCUGACAAGCUUGGCUCCCCCUCCCCCUGCCAAGCUUGGCUCCCCCUCCCCCUGCCAAGCUUGGCUCCCCCUCCCCCUGCCAAGCUUGGCUCCCCCUCCCCCUGCCAAGCUUGGCUCCCCCUCCCCCUGCCAAGCUUGGCUCCCCCUCCCUCUGCCAAGCUUGGCUCCCCCUCCCUCUGCCAAGCUUGGCUCCCCCUCCCCCUGCCAAGCUUGGUUCCCCCUCCCCCUGCUAAGCUUGGCUCCCCCUCCCCCUACCAAGCUUGGCUCCCCCUCCCCCUGCCAAGCUUGGCUCCCCCUCCCCCUGCCAAGCUUGGCUCCCCCUCCCCCUGCCAAGCUUGGCUCCCCCUCCCCCUGCUAAGCUUGGCUCCCCCUCCCCCUGCCAAGCUUGGCUCCUCCUCCCCCUGCCAAGCUUGGCUCCCCCUCCCCCUGCCUAGCUUGGCUCCCCCUCCCCCUGCCAAGCUUGGCUCCCCCUCCCCCUGCCAAGCUUGGCUCCCCCUCCCCCUGCCAAGCUUGGCUCCCCCUCCCUCUGCCAAGCUUGGCUCCCCCUCCCCCUGCCAAGCUUGGUUCCCCCUCCCCCUGCUAAGCUUGGCUCCCCCUCCCCCUACCAAGCUUGGCUCCCCCUCCCCCUGCCAAGCUUGGCUCCCCCUCCCCCUGCCAAGCUUGGCUCCCCCUCCCCCUGCCAAGCUUGGCCCCCCCUCCCCCUGCCAAGCUUGGCCUCCCCUCCCCCUGCCAAGCUUGGCUCCCCCUCCCCCUGCCAAGCUUGGCUCCCUCGCCAAGGGACAGGGGUGGUUGGAUAAACCACAUUCAAUGCCACACCAAUCCUGCGUGCACAAGGGGCGGCUGCUGGGGUGCCAGGUGGCGGUGAAGCGGCUGGAGGGCGGGGGUUGGCAGGGGCCCAGCGAGUACCGCAUGGAGGUGGAGGUGCUCAGCCGCAUGCGCCACCCGCACAUCGUGCUGCUCAUGGGCCACUGCCCCGACGCCAUGUGCCUCGUCUACGAGUACCUCCCAGGUGGCUCGCUGCAGGACCACCUAAACCCCGCUGCCCGGGGUGGUGGGCGGCGGCCUUUGUCUGUGGGGGAGCGGGUGAGGGUGGCGUCAGAGGUGGCGUCGGCGCUGCUGUUUCUGCACCACCACGACCCGCCCAUCGCUCACCGCGACCUCAAGCCCGACAACGUGCUGCUGGACGGCAACCGCGGCUCCAAGCUCGCCGACGUGGGCCUGGCGCGCCUCAUCGCGGAGGACGACAACGUGACGGCGCGCGUGCGCGGCACGGCGGGGUACAUUGACCCGGAGGAGGUGGUGACGUGUGAGAUCAGUGUGCUGUCGGACAUCUAUGCGCUGGGGCUCAUCAUGCUGCAGCUGCUCACGGGCGAGCCGCACGUCAAGGGCGUGCAGCGCCUGCUCGUCGACCUCGUGGGCAGCGGUGCCUACAACUCGGGCGCGGCAGGGCUGGCGCGCGCCGUGGACAUUGUGUUGGCGCGCCUGGACACGUCAGCGGGCGAGUGGGAGCGCGAGGUGGCGGUGGAGUUUGCGAGGCUGGCGCUGCGCUGUGCGGACCGGCAGCGGGCGCGGCGGCCAGAUCUGGACCGGGAGUUGCAGCCGGCGCUGGUGGCCCUGGCGGAGCGCUGCAAGGAGGCAGCGGAGCGCCGCCGCGGCCACAUGGACUCGCAGCUGCUCUGCCCUCUCAGUCAGGAGCGCAUGAGUGACCCGGUGGUGGCGGCAGACGGCUUCACAUACGAGCGCAGCAGCAUAGAGGAGUGGCUCAAGACACGCGACACGUCGCCCGUCAACGGCCAGCCGCUGCCACACAAGUUCCUCACGCCCAACAACACUCUGCGCAUGCUGCUCAACUCCCAGGGCUAG
Messenger RNA from Closterium sp. NIES-65, 7620 nucleotides. NCBI's taxonomy places the organism in Eukaryota, Viridiplantae, Streptophyta, Zygnematophyceae, Desmidiales, Closteriaceae. The record is from the annotation of a GenBank genome assembly.